Messenger RNA from Aspergillus nidulans FGSC A4, 522 nucleotides. Its product is annotated as protein ngn7. The record is from RefSeq and is a predicted model, not a curated record. The coding region runs from base 1 to 522 and encodes 173 amino acids. Gene Ontology annotation, molecular function: acyltransferase activity, transferring groups other than amino-acyl groups; transferase activity; acetyltransferase activity. NCBI's taxonomy places the organism in Eukaryota, Fungi, Ascomycota, Eurotiomycetes, Eurotiales, Aspergillaceae. The transcript is spliced from 2 exons.
AUGGCCCCCACACCAGCAGCAGUCUGGCGCAACCUAACCGCAUCCGACAUCAACAACCUCAUGCACGUCGCAAAUACCAUUCACCCAGACCUACCAGAACGUGCUAGCAUCUUCGCUGAGCGCGUCGCCCUCUACCCGGACGGGUGUCUGGCCCUCGUUAACGAAACUGGCGAGCUUCACGGCUACGCCAUCUCGCAUCCAAUCCGACAUCACCAGCCGCCAGCACUGAAUACCCUGCUAGGUGAGAUCCCCGCUGAUGCAGGUGAGUACUAUAUCCACGAUGUUGCGGUCCUGCCGGGACUGAGGGGGCAGGGUCUCGCUGCGCAGGGGAUAGGCCGCCUUCUAGGGGUUGCGGCUGCGAAGGGGUUCUCGAGGACCUGUUUAGUAUCGGUUUAUGGCACGGAGGCUUUCUGGGGGCGCUUCGGGUUCAGACCGGAGGCGGUUGAGGAGUUGAAGGAGAAGCUCAGGGGGUAUGGUGACGGAGCUGUUUAUCUUACCCGGGAAGUGGUUUUUUCGGACUAG